GACCAUCCGACGUUCAACUUGAAGUUAAACCUUACACGUCCGAGUCAUUUAAACGGUAACCUGGACGUUUGUACAACACCAGUAUUCGUUAAUCCUUGUUCUGCGGUUGUGUUGUGAUCUGAUACGAGAACUCACCGACGUUGGCUAUGUGAUUGUCUAGAAGGUAAAUUUCAAUGUAGUAUCCUUUCCUCACGGGCUCGGUAACUCCUGCGACUCAACGAUAUCAGCAUUUCUUCCGAAUUCCAUGAUGCCUUAGGAACAACUGCACGAGUUUCCAAAGGUAUUGCAGUCAUUAUGCCUGGAGAGCGGUAUACUAAACCCAUGGUGCUCUGCCAUGUUGUACUGCUGUAGUCAAGGCAUUAAUGCUACCCUAGUGAAUGCAUCCAACUAUUGAUGACGCCCUUUUGACAGAGUUUAUCAUCUUGCUAAGAUAUCAGUGUGUAGUGACCAUCGCGUCCUUGUUGUCCCUCGAAUAACAGUCAACGGUAGGUUUCUUGUUGCCGAAGUCGCGUGGGCCUACGAGUGGCGUGAGGACAAUACGGAGUCCUUUGUGUGCCACACCGCGUUCUUUGUUUCCACUCCCCUUUCACUAACUUACACCUUUGCUCAAUCUACCUGCUUCCUUCACCCACCAUCCUGCACAAAAUGGAUCGUGCUCAACUUAGCAAGCUUUCUCGCCCGGAAAUCCAGCGUUAUGCACGCCAAGCCAACAUAAAGGCGAAUUUGAAGACUAUUGCCAUUAUCAAAGCCUUGCUAGAGAAAUAUCCAGAUGGAGUCCCACCGAUCACCGAUGCCAAACGGAAAAGUGAGCGCAAGUCGAACAAACCCGAACCACCUCAAAGAAGUGGAGAUCAUAGUGGCGGGAACGAUAAAGAGACCGUGGCCAAAGAUACUCCCACUAACGAAUCCCAUAGCCCUCGCGAACUAGCUAGUAACUCCCCUCCACUUCCAACAGAAGACGUGUCAGACACACGAGCUUCAAAUGAACCCUCUGCCGCCCCAGCCCCGGUGAAAGACACUCAACCUGAAGUAUCAAAAGAACAGCCGUCAGCAGUUCCGACUCUCACCGGACCAAAAGACCAUCCUCCAUCCCCUCCAGCGGUUCCAGUGCCAAUUCCACUUUCACCUUCACCUCCUGCUCAGCCCUUACCUCGAGCUCGAUCGAAGUCAAAGGGAAGAUAUGCUCCUUCACCGGAAACACUCAUUCGAGAGUCCAUUGCUACCGUCCAACAUCGCCAAGAUCAAAAUGAUAACGUGGUGCCUACUACUUCAGGAACGCCGAGAGUCAUACGAAAUGGAGGCCCUGAGCCAGCACGUAUAGCGGCUUUACGUCCUGCUGCUGCACAACCUGGUCCUUCACGACAAGGGGCACCGCGAGCCCCUUCGUUCAGACAAUUCAUUGCUGGGCCACGCCCUCGUCGUCAAAGGCCGACUGUCGAUCACGACGUACUACCUACCGAGCCGCUUGCGACGGAGAUUCUUGCGACACAGAUUGUCCCAACUGAAGGCGCACCCAUCGCCGAUUUAAGUUCCCGAUCUUCGGAUGUGUUUAAGGACGAACCCGGCGAGGAAACGGUCGGACCGACGGAUGGAUUUGAAGUAGCAUCAACAGCAGUGAGUAGGCGAGAUCUAUACAACGACAUGCUGGCGGCAACCAAGUUACAAAAUACACGUGCCAACUUCGACGAGGCCAUGGGAGAACUUGGUGAACUGCAGAACUUGGUCAUGGACCGGUGGCUCCGUAUUGAAAAGGGCAUGGGUGUUCUUGCGACGGUUCGCACGAUCGUGGAGGAAGUAUUUAUGAAGCAAUGGAAGACAGACUCGCGGCUGCACGAUAAUCCGGAUGAUUCUGGUGGCGAUGAGGAGGAUUAUGAAAGCGUGUACGAGGCCGAAGAACAAGCAGAGCCAGAAUUAUUUUGGUUGGAUGCGGAAGAACCUGAACUGCCAACGCGCGGUACAAAACGGGGGCGCGAAGAAGAAGGGUUUGUUCCAAACAAACGCCUUCGGUCCUGAAAAAUUGUGCCAUAAAGGCACCGCGUUAUAUGCAUAGUAUCCUAGAGGAUCUGUGAGCAUACAAUGUAGUAUAUACCCAUCGAAUCUUAGUCCUUUGUAUCUUUCACCCUGGUCCAUAAUCAUUGACGG
Molecule: messenger RNA, 2142 nt
Organism: Somion occarium
Lineage: Eukaryota; Fungi; Basidiomycota; Agaricomycetes; Polyporales; Cerrenaceae
Source: the annotation of a GenBank genome assembly